Sporothrix brasiliensis 5110 is the source of this 1470-nucleotide messenger RNA. Its product is annotated as adenylosuccinate lyase. NCBI's taxonomy places the organism in Eukaryota, Fungi, Ascomycota, Sordariomycetes, Ophiostomatales, Ophiostomataceae. The record is from RefSeq and is a predicted model, not a curated record. The coding region runs from base 1 to 1470 and encodes 489 amino acids. Gene Ontology annotation, cellular component: cytosol. Gene Ontology annotation, molecular function: (S)-2-(5-amino-1-(5-phospho-D-ribosyl)imidazole-4-carboxamido) succinate lyase (fumarate-forming) activity; N6-(1,2-dicarboxyethyl)AMP AMP-lyase (fumarate-forming) activity. Gene Ontology annotation, biological process: 'de novo' AMP biosynthetic process. The transcript is spliced from 7 exons.
AUGUCCGGCUUUGAUACGUACAAGCCCGCACUGCAGACACCGCUCGAUUCCCGCUACAGCAGCGCGGAGAUGAAGCAGCUCUUCAGCGCGCGCUCGCGGCACUCCGUGUGGCGCAAGCUGUGGCUGCUGCUGGCCGAGGCCGAGAAGGAGGUCGGCGUGGAGGGCAUCACGGACGAGGCGCUCGAGCAGAUGCGCGCCCACCUGACGCUGACCGACGACGACUUUGCCGUGGCCGCCGUCGAGGAGAAGCGCCGGCGACACGACGUCAUGGCGCACGUUCAUGCGUACGGCCAGGUGGCCCCUGCUGCGGCCGGCAUCAUCCACCUCGGCGCCACGUCCUGCUACGUCACGGACAACGCCGAGCUGAUUCUCAUGCGAGACGCCAUGGACCUUCUCAUUCCCAAGCUGGCCAAGGUCAUCCACAACCUCAGCCAGUUUGCGCUGCAGACAAAGGACAUCCCCACGCUCGGCUUCACCCACUUCCAGCCCGCCCAGCUGAUCACCGUCGGCCGCCGCGUCGCCCAGUGGAUCCAGGACCUCAUGAUGGACCUUGAGAACAUCCAGAUCCAGCGUGCCAAUCUCAAGUUCCGCGGCGCCAUGGGCACCACGGGCACCCAGGCCUCCUUCAUGGAGAUUUUUCACAACGACGGCGCCAAGAUCGACAAGCUCAACGAGAUCCUGUGUGCCAAGUCCGGCUUCCCGACGACCUACGACAUCUCCGUGCAGACCUACUCGCGCAAGGUCGAUCUCGACAUCGCCAACGCCAUUGCCGGCCUCGGCGCCACGGCCAUGCACAUCACCAGCGACAUCCGCCACCUCGCCCACAUGAAGGAGCUCGAGGAGCCCUUUGAGAAGGACCAGAUCGGCUCGUCGGCCAUGGCCUACAAGCGCAACCCCAUGCGCUCCGAGCGCAUCUGCUCGCUCGGCCGCAAGCUGCGCAGCCUGCCCGCCAACUUUGCCGACACGUACGCCGACCAGUGGUUCGAGCGCACGCUCGACGACAGCGCCAUCCGCCGCAUCGACAUUCCCGAGAUGAUGCUGCUGGCCGACGCCGUCCUCAUCGGCCUCGACAACGUCAGCUCCGGCAUGGUCAUCUACCCGAAGCGCAUCCACGCCCACGUCAUGGAGGAGCUGCCCUUUAUGGCCACCGAGACCAUCAUCAUGAAGCUGGUCGCCGCCGGCGGCUCGCGCCAAGAGGCCCACGAGGAGAUCCGCGUGCUGUCGCACCAGGCGAGCGACGUGGUCAAGAACCAGGGCGGCAAGAACGACCUCAUUGAGCGCAUCAAGGCCACCGAGUACUUCCGCCCCGUCUGGGCCGACAUCGACGGCCUGCUGGACCCGGCCCUCUUUGUCGGCCGCUCCGGCGAGAUGGUCCAGCGCUACUGCGGCCCCGGCGGCCCUGUCGAGAAGCGCCUGGCCGCCUUCCAGGACUACAUUCGCAAGACGGGGGCUGCCCAGCUGAAUGUGUAG